AUGGUGAAAGAUACCAAAUACUAUGAUAUUCUUGGUGUCAAAUCAGAUGCAAGCGACAGCGAGUUGAAAAAAGCCUACCGAAAAUUGGCGUUGAAAUUCCAUCCAGACAAAAAAUCCCGAGGGAGCCGAACAAUUCAAGCAAAUCUCACAAGCCUACGAAGUAUUGUCAGAUGAGGGAAAACGGAAAAUCUACGAUCAAGGUGGAGAAGAAGCGCUUCAAGGCGGCGGUGGAGGCGGUGGUGAAGGUUUCCACAAUCCAUUCGAUAUGUUCGAUAUGUUCUUUGGUGGAGGCGGAAGACGAGGACGAGGUGGAGAGAGACGGGUCAAACCAACGGUUCAUCAAAUGCGCGUGCCAAUGACGAGUUUGUACACAGGAACAACUAAGAAGUUAAAGAUUUCACGAACAGUUAAAUGCAAAAUUUGUGAAGGUAGAGGUGGAGCAGAAGGAGCGGCUAAAGAAUGCAAAACUUGUGAUGGAAGAGGUGUUGUUAUUCGAACUGUUAGAAUGGGUCCAAUGGUACAACAAAUGCAAUCACAUUGUCCAUCUUGUGAAGGAGAAGGAAGUGUGAUUCCAGAAAAAGAUAUUUGUAAAGGAUGUCGCGGUAAAAAGAUGGUCAAAGACGAGGAAAUCAUCGAAAUCCAUAUCAAACCAGGAACCAAAGAUGGCGAAAAAAUCUCAUUUGAAGAAAAAGGAGAUGAAGUUAUUGGUAUUAGCAAAGCUGGUGACGUCAUUAUCGUUAUUGAUGAGAUCGAACAUCAGACUUUCACAAGAAUGGGCGAUAAUUUGUGUGUGAUUCAUGAGAUUUCAGUAGCUGAUGCGCUUUGCGGUUUUGUUCGGGUCAUUCAAACUCUUGACAAUCGGCCGAUAUAUUAUCGUGUUUUGCCGGGAGAAGUUAUUGCACACGGUUCCAAAAAGGUGAUUUUUGUUGAGAAAAUCCCGCCAAAUUUCUUACCUGAUAGAAAAAAUGAGAAAUGCUCGAACACAUUUCUUUUUUUCAAAUACUGUUUUAAAUAGAGCACGUUUAAAAUUGUUAUUAAACAAAAAGAAUUGAGCAUUUCUAAAUUUUAAAAUAAUAUUUACAAACAUCCAAUAUUUUAAAAAAUCAAUAUUUUUCAGGUGAUUCACGGCGAAGGUAUGCCAAUGCACCGUCAUCCAUCAGACAAAGGAGAUUUGAUUAUUGAAUUCAAAGUUGAUUUCCCAUCCAAAUUGAGUCCUGAUGUUUGCCGGAAAAUUGCUGAUUUAUUGCCUGGAAAAAGUAAGUUUUUCUGAUUUUCUAUUUUUCCCAAGAACAAGAAAUUUACACUCUUAUUCAAUAUGAAAAUUGGUAGUCCCUGAAAUUUUUGGACCAAAUCAGUAACCUAUAAUUAUUGAAUUUUUAAUUAUUUUUCUCAUUUCGAAUUAGUAUAACUCUCAAGGGAUCAGUCUAAAUAAGUUUAUUUAUCAAAACAAAAUUUAUUUCUAGAACAAGUUUGAGGAAUAUCGAUUGGGAAUUAUACCAAUUAGAAUUCGGGCGCCGAUUUUUGAGCACCGCAAAAUUGAAAAAAAAAACUAGAGCUGAAAUUCCAAAUAAAAUUUGAAAUUUUUCGCAAAAAACAUGGUAUUAUACAAUUUUUAAAAAUCAAAUACGAUGAAAUUUUCAUGAGCCAUUUUCAGAAAAUGGUUACCUGACAUCUUGAAAAUUGAAUUUUUCACAAAAAAAUCCAAGUUCCAAUUUUUGCAGGCGAAGAAAUCAUUGACGACGAAGCAGAUGAAGUCGAAUUGACCGCUUUGGAUCCAAACGCAUCUCGCAGACAACGCGGAAUGCACGGAGGACAUGAAGACGGACAUCCGGGUCAACAAAAUGUUCAGUGUCAACAAUUCUAG
Molecule: messenger RNA, 1864 nt
Organism: Caenorhabditis angaria
Lineage: Eukaryota; Metazoa; Nematoda; Chromadorea; Rhabditida; Rhabditidae
Source: the annotation of a GenBank genome assembly